Molecule: messenger RNA, 6567 nt
Organism: Salvelinus fontinalis (brook trout)
Lineage: Eukaryota; Metazoa; Chordata; Actinopteri; Salmoniformes; Salmonidae
Product: myoneurin-like
Exons: 9
Coding region: 163-2472 (769 amino acids)
Biological process (GO): regulation of transcription by RNA polymerase II
Molecular function (GO): protein binding; RNA polymerase II cis-regulatory region sequence-specific DNA binding; DNA-binding transcription factor activity
Source: RefSeq, a predicted model, not a curated record
CAACGCGAGAUUUGAGCAGUGGACUUGAGUCGUGGUCUGAUGUCAUCCGAAAAUGGCUACUUCGUCAAAGGGAUUAUAAAAUACGAACACCCGAUACACACUUUCAACCAAACAAUAACAUUAUUAUAAAGGUUUGACCCCAGCGUGAACCCGGAAGCAGUAAUGUCACAGCUGGCCCACAGCGAGCACCUGUUGGAGCAGCUGCGUUGGCAGCGGGAAAGCAACGUUCUGUGUGACAUCACGGUCGUCGUGGGCGACACGCUGUUCCGAGCGCACCGUAAUGUCCUGGCGGCGUUCAGCGGGUUCUUCUCCGCACUGCCUGACAGAGGUCACCUGGUCACAACCCUUAACCCGGAGUUUGUCAGUGGGCAGGCCCUGAACACCCUGCUGAAAUACAUAUAUUCUGGAGAACUACACACUGACAGUGAGGGGUCGGAGGCCGUGCUGGGAGCGGCGGUGUUCCUGGGGAUGAGGGAGGCGGAGCGUCACCUGAUAGACAAGUCUGACAGCCAACGGGAGAUGAGGAUAGAGUCAGCCUCACCUACCACCUCCCCCCAUUGCUUACCCUCACCCCACAGCCCAGAGGCGUUCAAGCCCUUGUCCUGCGUUUCUGGAGGGGGCUCGGUAGAGAGGGAGGAGGAGAGGGAAGGAGAGAAGGGGGAGGAAGAAGAGUGGGGAGAUCCAGAGUACACCCCUUCCUCCCCAAGCCCCCCAACAUCCCCCCGAAGAGGAGCGAGGAAAAGAAAGGGAAGAAAGCCCAAGGCCACACCUCGCAACCAGACCUCACCUGGAAACCAAACCUUGCCUAGCAACCCAACAUCACCUAGCCAUGACGACACCCAAGAUGACGCAACAGUCCCCCAGCCUCAGAGGGGCAGGGGGAGAGGGAGAGGAAGGGGAAGGGGGAGAGGAAGGGGGAGGGGAGGAGGAAUGAGGAGGGAUCUGUCUUUGAAGGAGUCAGACCUUCAGAUCGUUGAGGAGAAUGAGACAGACCUCAGCCCUUCAUCAUUGAAACUUGUCAAGAGGCAAAGGAGGAGCAGUGGAGAGAGGAGAGGAGUGAAGAGAGGGAGAGGCAGAGGAAGAGGGAAACUGAAGAACAGAUCGAGCGAUGGAGAGGGGGAUGAGGGGAAGGCUGGGUUGAAGAACCAACAGGUGAAAGAGAAGCCAGUGUGUGCUGAGUGUAACAAAGAGUUCUCUGAGAUCAGUAGUCUGAGGAGACACAUGAGGAUCCAUAAAGGAGUGAAACCUUUCCAGUGUCUCUUCUGUUCCCGAGCCUUCACACAGGGAAACCAGCUCAAGACUCACCUCCGCAUACACACAGGAGAGAAGCCGUUUGCAUGUUCUCAGUGUGACAAGGGUUUUGCCCAGAAGUGUCAGUUGGUGGCUCACUGUCGAAUGUACCACGGAGAAGAGAAACCUUACACCUGUGAACAAUGUGGGCUGCAGUUCGCUACCUCAUCUAACUACAAGAUACACUGCAGGAAGCACAGUGGAGAGAAGCCGUAUGUGUGUGAACAGUGUGGGAAGGGUUUUGCCCAGGCCAGCACUCUGACAUAUCACAUGAGGAUCCACACAGGAGAGAAACCUUACCAAUGUGACGAUUGUGGGAUGGCCUUCUCCGUCUCUUCCUCUCUCAUCACACACAAACGCAAACACACAGGUGAAGCUCCACACGAGUGUCUGGUGUGUCAGAAGGCCUUCAUUACCAAACGAGAACUCAACAAACACUCCCAUAUCCACAACGGUGGAGACCCAGCUGUUAAGCAGCGUGUGACAUGUGAGCUGUGCGGAAACACCUACGCUGGCCUGAGCAGCCUGAAGAAACACCAAGAGAGACAACAUUUAGUUCCAAUGGCGGUUCCAGAAUGGGCUCUCCUCCACAACAUUCCUAUCGACCACCAGGGGCUAAUCUCCCGCGAUGCGCCCAGCGCCAUGCACGAGGAGCCAGACAACCCUGACCUCGAGGAGCCAGACAACCAUGACCCCGAGGAGCCAGGCAACCCUGACCCCGAGGAGCCAGGCAACCAUGACCCCGAGGAACCAGACAACCCUGACCUCGAGGAGCCAGACAACCAUGACCCCGAGGAGCCAGACAACCCUGACCUCGAGGAGCCAGACAACCCUGACCUCGAGGAGCCAGACAACCCUGACCUCGAGGAGCCAGACAACCCUGACCUCGAGGAGCCAGACAACCCUGAGCUCGAGGAGCCAGACAACCAUGAACCCGAGGAGCCAGACAACCCUGACCUCGAGGAGCCAGACAACCCUGACCUCGAGGAGCCAGACAACCCUGAACCAACAUCCCCUAACUUGAGCCCAAACCCUCUCAGUGUUCUAGUGGAACAGCUGCGUACAUCUUCCUCCAACUUCUCUUCCCCACUCUCCCACUGUGAUCCAGCCUACCCUGUCGAAGACAUGGAGCAGAUCAUCAUCAUUAGAACUUUGGACAAUGACCCCUGCCCUGACCCCUGACUCAACCACCUCUGACCCCCUCACCCAGAUCCUAACAUUACUCUCUCAGGCUUGGAGUGGAUCCACCCUUUUUGAAUGGAUCAACGGGACCUACAGGAUCCAAUAUGAAUCAGCUGUAGUGUCAGAUAUAGAAUUGUGAAUAGUGUGGAUGUUGACAAAUCAUAUAUGUAAUUACAUUUACAUUUUAGUAAUGUAGCAGAUGCUCUUAUCCAGAGUGACUUACAGUAGUGAGUGCAUACAUUUUUGUAAUUCACUCCAUCUUUUCAUGAAAUGAACUCAUUCAGAUCUAAACAUUUAUUUUAUUGUAUGUGUUAAAAGUUUAUUACGAGAGGUAAUCACUGAGGACCUACCCACAGAACAGCCAGGUUCACCAUCUCCUGACUUUGCACUUCUCUACACAUCCUGAAUCGUCCUCUGUUUAAUGUUCUGGUUUUAAUCCCACGUCUCAGUAACAUGGGGCUUAAUGUCUUAUGGAAUCUAGAGGUAGUAUUGAGAUGGAUGGAUAUUUAUGAAAAGUUAAGGUUUUUAAUUCUUUAUUGGGAGGAAUACAUCUGUGUGCUUUCUCAUCCUUUCCACAAAAGUACAUUAUCAUUAUACAGUGCCUUCAGAAAGUAUUCACACACCUUGAUUUUUCCCCCAAAAAAUGGUGUUACAAAGUGGGAUUAAAAUGGAUUUAAUUGUAAUUUUGUGUCAAUGAUCUACACAACAUACUCUGUAAUGUCAAAUUGGAAGAAACAUUCUAAGAUGAGUAAAAAAAUAUGUGAAAAAUACAACACUUACAGUUGAAGUCAGAAGUUUACAUACACUUAGGUUGGAGUCAUUUUUCAACCACUCCACACAUUUCUUGUUAACAAACUAUAGUUUUGGCAAGUCGGUUAGGACAUCUACUUUGUGCAUGACACAAGUCAUUUUUCCAACAAUUGUUUACAGACAUUAUAAUUCACUGCAUCACUUAUAAUUUACUGCAUCACAAUUCCACUGGGUCAGAAGUUUACAUACACGAAGUUGACUGUGCCUUUAAACAGCUUGGAAAAUUCCAGAAAAUUAUGUUAUGGUUUUUGAUAGGCUAAUUUACAUAAUUGGAGUCAAUUGGAGGUGUACCUGGGGAUGUAUUUCAAUGCCUACCUUCAAACUCAGUGCCUCUUUGCUUGACAUCAUGGAAAAAAUCUAAAGAAAUCAGCCAAGACCUCAUAAAAACAUUUGUAGACCUCUACAAGUCUGGUUCAUCCUUGGGAACAAUUUCCAAACGCCUGAAGGUACCACGUUCAUCUGUACAAACAAUAGUAUAAACACCAUGGGACCACACAGCCGUCAUACCGCUCAGGAAGGAGAUGCGUUCUGUCUCCUAGAGAUGAACGUACUUUGGUGCGAAAAGUGCAAGUCAAUCCCAGAACAACAGCAAAGGACCCUGUGAAGAUGCUGGAGGAAACGGGUACAAAAGUAUCUAUAUCCACAGUAAAACGAGUCCUAUAUUGACAUAACCUGAAAGGCCGCUCAGCAAGGAAGAAGCCACUGCUCCAAAACUUCCAUAAAAAAGCCAGACUAUAGUUUGCAACUGCACAUGGGGACAAAGAUUGUACUUUUUGGAGAAAUGUCCUCUGGUCUGAUGAAACAAAAAUAGAACUGUUUGGCCAUAAUGGCCAUCGUUAUGUUUGGAGGAAAAAGGGGGAGGCUUGCAAGCCGAAGAACACCAUCCCAACCGUGAAGCACAGGGGUGGCAGCAUCAUGUUGUGGGGGUGCUUUGCUCCAGGACGAACUGGUGCACUUCACAAAAUAGAUGUCAUCACGAGGAAAGGAAAAUUAUGUGGAUAUAUUGAAGCAACAUCUCAAGACAUCAGUCAGGAAGUUAAAGCUUGGUCGCAAAUGAGUCUUCCAAAUGGACAAUGACCCCAAGCAUACUUCCAAAGUUGUGGCAAAAUGGCUUAAGGACAACAAAGUCAAGGUAUUGGACUGGCCAUCACAAAGCCCGGACCUCAAUCAUAUAGCAUUUGUGGGCAGAACAGAAAAAGCAUGUGCGAGCAAGGAGGCCUACAAACCUGACUCAGUUACACCAGCUCUUGUCAGGAGGAAUGAGCCAAAAUUCACCCAACUUAUUGUGGGAAGCUUGUGGAAGGCUACCCAAAUGUUUGACCCAAGUUAAACAAUUGAAAGGCAAUGCUACCAAAUACUAAUUGGGUGUAUGUAAACUUCUGACCCACUGGGAAUGUGAUGAAAGAAAUAUAAGCUGAAAUAAAUCAUUCUCUCUACUAUUAUUCUGACAUUUCACAUUCUUAAAAUAAAGUGGUGAUCCUAACUGACCUAAGACAGGGAAUUGUUACUGAUUAAAUGUCAGGAAUUGUAAAAAAAAAAAACGGAGUUUAAAUGUAUUUGGCUAAGGUGUAUGUAAACUUCCGACUUCAACUGUAUAUAACUUGAUUAGAUAAGUAUUACAACCCCUGAGUCAAUACAUGUUAGAAUCCCCUUUAGCAAUGAUUACAGCUGUGAAUCUUUCUGGGUAAGUCUCUAAGAGCUUUGCACACUUGAAUUGUACAAUAUUUGCACAUUAUUAUUUUCUAAAUUCUUCAAGCUCUGACAAGUUGGUUGUUGAUCAUUGCUAGCAAUGUCAUAGACUUACAAGCCGAUUUAAGUGAAAACUGUAACUAGGCCACUCAGGAACAUUCAAUGUCGUCUCGGUAAGCAACUCCAGUGUAAACUCAGCAAAUUCGUAAAAAUCCAAAUAACUUCACAGAUCUUCAUUGUAAAGGGUUUAAUAAACUCUGUUUCCCAUGCUUGUACAAUGAACCAUAAACAAUUAAUGAACAUUGACCUGUGGAACGGUCGUUAAGACACUAACAGCUUACAGACGGUAGGCAAUUAAGGUCACAGUUAUGAAAACUUAGGACACUAAAGAGGCCUUUCUACUGACUCUGAAAAACUCAAAAAGAAAGAUGCUCGGGGUCCCUGCGCAUCUGCGUGAACGUGCCCUAGGCAUGCUGAGGACUGCAAAUGUGGCCAGGGCAAUAAAUUGCAAUGUCGGUACUGUGAGAGGGCUAAGACAGUGAUACAGGGAGACAGGACGGACAGCUGAUCGUCCUUGCAGUGGCAGACCACGUGUAACAACACCUGCACAGGAUCGGUACAUCCGAACAUCACACCUGCGGGACAGGUACAGGAUGGCAACAACAACUGCCCGAGUUACACCAGGAACGCACAAUCCCUCCAUCAGUGCACAGACUGUCCGCAAUAGGCUGAGAGAGGCUGGACUGAGGACUUGUAGGCCUAUUGUAAGGCAGGUCCUCACCAGACAUCACCGGCAACAACGUCGCCUAUGGGCACAAACCCACUGCCGCUGGACCAGACAGGACUGGCAAAAAGUGCUCUUCUCUGACGAGUCGCGGUUUUGUCUCACCAGGGGUGAUGGUCGGAUUCACGUUUAUCGUCGAAUAUAUGAGCGUUACACCGAGGCCUGUACUCUGGAGCGGGAUCGAUUUGGAGGUGGAGGGUCUGUUAUGGUCGGAGGCGGUGUGUCACAGCAUCAUCGGACUGAGCUUGUUGUCAUUGCAGGCAAUCUCAACGCUGUGCGUUACAGGGAAGACAUCCUCCUCCCUCGUGGUACCCUUCCUGCAGGCUCAACCUGACAUGACCCUCCAGUAUGACAAUGCCACCAGCCAUACUGCUUGUUCUUUGCGUGAUUUCCUGCAAGACAGGAAUGUCAGUGUUCUGCCAUGGCCAGCGAAGAGCCCGGAUCUCAAUCCCAUUGAGCACGUCUGGGACCUGUUGGAUCUGAGGGUUAGGGCCAUUCCCCCAAGAAAUGUCCGGGAACUUGCAGGUGCCUUGGUGGAAGAGUGGGGUAACAUCUCACAGCAAGAACUGGCAAAUCUGGUGCUGUUCAUGAGGAGGAGAUGCACUGCAGUACUUAAUGCAGCUGGUGGUCACACCAGAUACUGACUGUUACUUUUGAUUUUGCCCCCCUUUGUUCAGGGACACAUUAUUCCAUUUCUGUUAGUCACAUGUCUGUGGAACUUGUUUAGGUUAUGUCUCAGUUGUUGAAUCUUGUUAUGUUCAUACAAAUAUUUACACAUUUAGUCUUCUGAAAAUAAACGCAGUUGACAGUGA